Messenger RNA from Salvia splendens (bonfire salvia), 1711 nucleotides. RefSeq names its product RNA-binding protein BRN1-like. Gene Ontology annotation, molecular function: RNA binding. The record is from RefSeq and is a predicted model, not a curated record. Gene Ontology annotation, cellular component: ribonucleoprotein complex. The coding region runs from base 123 to 1463 and encodes 446 amino acids. Lineage: Eukaryota; Viridiplantae; Streptophyta; Magnoliopsida; Lamiales; Lamiaceae. The transcript has 8 exons.
AUGGAAAGCACUUUGAAAAUCAUCACAGAUCACCGUUAACCAUUUUCCUCAAACUGAGAGAAAGAGUAGUAGAGAAAGAAAGUAGUAGUAGCUGUAGCUGUAGCUGUAGUUGUGACGCGGUAAUGGCGGAAGGAGAGAGCGUGAAGCUCUUCGUAGGGCAAGUGCCGAAACAGAUGUCGGAGGUUCAGCUCCUCCAAUUGUUGAGAGAUUUCGCCCUCGUCGACGAGGUCAAACUCAUCAGAGACAAAGAGACGCGCGCUUCCAGAGGAUGUUGUUUCGCCAUAUGCCCUUCUAGAGAGGAAGCAGACAAGGCUGUCAACGCGUGCCAUGAGAAGAUUACGCUGCCUGGGGCAUCUAGGCUGUUGCAAAUGAAGUAUGCUGAUGGAGAACUGGAUAGACUAGAGCAUAAAUUGUUCGUUGGUAUGCUUCCAAAAACUGUUUCUGAUGCUGAGGUAUCAGCUCUAUUUUCGGUAUAUGGAACGAUAAAAGACCUGCAAAUUCUCAGGGGCUCUGGUCAAACUAGCAAAGGUUGUGCUCUUUUUAAAUUUGAGACAAUAGAGCAAGCACUUGCCGCAAUAGAGGCACUUAAUGGAAAGCAUAAGAUGGAGGGUUCUUCUAUUCCUUUGGUGGUCAAGUGGGCUGAUACAGAGAAGGAAAGACAGACUCGGAAAGUUCGAAAAGCACUUUUGCAAGCUUCGACUUUGCAAAUAGCUUCUGGACAACAUCAAGCCGUAUAUGGUGCUCUACCAAUGAGUUAUGUGCCUACAUACAAUGGCUAUGGUUAUCAGACACCAGGUCCUUAUAAUUUUGUGCGCUAUCGUCUACCUCAGUUGCAGAAUCGACCAACCUUCCCUAAUUUGGUACCAACUACAGCCCAAGGACGUUCUAUAUGUGGAGCCGUACCUGAUCCUGUACCCGGAACUUCACCAAGUAAUUAUGCAGCGCCAUCUGCAAACUACAUAGGUUCUGCUUAUCCAACUACACCAGGGGUUCAUUAUCCCUGGACACAUCCUAGAGCAAUCAUGAAUAAUCAGCAAUUUGGAGCUUCAUCAACUUUGUCACCCUUUAGUUCUAGUAGCCAAGCUGUAGCUGCUUCACGUGUUAGAGCAAGCUCUGUUGUUCACGUUGAAGGUCCUCUCGGAGCUAAUCUAUUUAUCUUCCACAUUCCCCAACAAUAUGGUGAUAUACAGCUUGCAAAUCUGUUUCAGCGUUUUGGUAGGGUACUGAGUGCAAAAGUUUUUGUUGACAAAACAACGAAUGUCAGCAAGUGUUUUGGUAUAAAUUCUCUUAAAUUUUUCUAUCUGUUGCAAGUUAUAUUUAAUGGUUUUCCUUCUAAUGAGCCGCUAUCUGUAGGAUUUGUUAGUUAUGAUUCACCAGCAGCAGCACAAAAUGCAAUUAAUGCAAUGAAUGGUUAUCAGUUAGGUGGUAAAAAAUUGAAGGUUCAACUUAAAAGGGAGAGUUAACAAAAAAAUGUGAACUUUGAGGUAAGUGAUGAAGACAGCUGAAUUCAUCACGUGUGAAUCUUGACAUGAUUCAGAAUCUCGGAUUUGGAAAAUGUUGCGAUUGGGCAAAUGGGGUGGAUACAGAAGUUCUGGCCAAUCUUCAUCUCCAAUUUGUAUAUUGUACUCGUAGUUUGUAAAACAGUUGCCGCACAUUACUCAUUGAAUUUAUUUAUUUAAUUUAAUUUAUAUGACUUGUUUAUUUAUGAAAA